CCCUCCUUCCCCUCCCGCCCUUUCUCGUCCCAGGUCGCGCGCAGAGGAGUUUUGACCCGCGGGCGGAGCCGUAGUCGUCGCUCUUCCUACUACGUAGCGUCGCGAGCAGCGGUUCAGAGAUGUCUGAGAGGAGGGAGUCCGGAGACGAGAAGGCCGCGCCGGCGAGACCCGGGACGGCCCCGGUGACCAUCAGCGACGUGCAGGAGCUGGUGCGGAGGAAGGAUGAGAUCGAGGCGCAGAUCAAGGCCUACUAUGACGUGCUGGAGGACCAAAAAGGAGUUGGGAUGAAUGAACCUCUGGUUGACAUUGAGGGAUAUCCCCGGGCAGAUGUUGAUGUGUAUCAAGUUCGUACAGCGAGGCACAACAUUAUCUGUCUGCAGAAUGACCACAAAGCCCUGAUGAAGCAGGUAGAAGAAGCCUUGCACCAGCUCCAUGCCAGGGGAAAGGAGAAGCAAGCAAGGGAUGAAGCAGAAGCACAGAAUGAGGCCUUGAACCAGGGCCAGGGCCCGAGCCAGGGCCCGAGCCAGGGUCCCCCUCUGCCUUUUGCUCAAGUGAACAGCAUCAGCCCAGGCUCUCCUGCCAGCAACUCGGGUCUCCAAGUGGAUGAUAAGAUCGUGGAGUUUGGUUCAGUGAAUGCCCACAACUUCCAGAAUCUGCAGAACAUCGGAACGGUGGUCCAGCACAGUGAAGGGCAUCCGUUGAAUGUGACAGUGCUCCGGAGAGGUGAGAGACUACAGCUCCGCCUCGUCCCAAUGCGCUGGGCUGGGAAAGGACUGCUGGGCUGCAAUAUUAUUCCCUUGCAAAGAUGAUUGCCUUUUGGGAUCCCCGAAAAAGAAGACCUCCCCCUUCCCAUCCCCUGGACCUGGAGGUGGCUUGGAUUUCCCUGUAUUCAGCUCCUGCUGGGACCUUAAGGAUUUGCAAUGAGUUUGGAUGGGUAAACUCUCUCUUUGAUGUUGGAGAUGCACUUCCAGCAAAGGUUUUGACCAACACAGUUGGCCUGGAUUAAGGCAUGGUUAAAACUUCACAUUUGCUUAGCAUCUCUUACAAAUUAUGCCUUGAUCUUUAAUGGAAAUUAUUUUUGCUUGUGGGUCAGUGGGUAGGAAUUUAAUUUGACAUUAUUUUUGCUCUUUUAGAGGUUGCUUUAAUUUUUUUAAAAUUUGAAUUAGGAGAAAUGAUUUGCAGUGUACUGAUAUAUUAUCCUGAUAUAUAUGUAUAUGAUGUCUGUAUAUCAUAUAUAUGUGUGUGUGUGUUCACAUACACACAUAUUCAUGAACCAUUCAAACCAAAGUGUACAAGGUCACAGUCUUUCCAUAGAAACUCUUAUACAAGAAGCUGCCAGUGGAGAUGAGCUGUCCAGGAAUUUCUGAAGUCCUAACUGGACCAACCACUCUUAUUUCCAAGGCAUAUCAUCUUUACUAGGUUGGAACUAUUGAAGACAAAGGAUAAUGAUAUUUAAGCGUAGGGGUGGUAACUUAUCAGGAGCAUGGAUGACUGGGUUGUGAUAUGGUAAAUCUUGAGUGUUUCUCUGCAACCUCAAAACAAUUUGUAAACUCAGACCAAUACUGCAGCUUUUGGGGAAGGUCCUUUAGCUCAUUGGGAGAUGCAAGUCUUCUAUAUCCACAAGGGGGCAGCAAGGGCCCUGACUUUUCCAGGUCAGAGGAAUCCACUCCCCCCCCCAUCAUCUGUGUCUCUCAUCCAUCACGGCCAGCCCAGCCCCUACUCUCCCGUUGUAAGACCCACGUUGUGAAGGUAGGCACUGACACUAACCGAUGGGAACUUCAGAGGUUUUUCAAUUUCGACACUUUCUAAGUGCUCUCGUAUUUAAAACAUGCAGCACGCUAAUAAACGUCAGUGAUUUUACGUUUCUGCCUGUCAUCCUCGUAGCUGUUCUGUCUCUUUUGGGUGUAGGAUUUAGAAAUCUACUAGAAGAAAAACCGGCUUCACUGAGAUGUGCAGAGCCAUUGUUCCCCAUAGGAGUAUUUAUUAGGUAGCAGAAAUGUCAUCUUUCACGGAUGAAGUGGUACAGACUCAGUUGUGGCACCAUUUGGAUCCUCAGACUCAGGCAGAAGCCCUACUGUUCAGCAUCUUUCCCCAUAUGGGGCAAUUGGGCCCCAAACUGUGUUCCUUCCAUAUUGUGUUGACCAGUGUUUGCUGUUUGAAUUGCAAGCAUUCUUGCUACUCCAAGUGUUUUCAGAUCUUUUCCCUAUAUCUCAGACAGUUUAAUAAACACAUCCUAUGCCAUCUUG
Dromiciops gliroides (monito del monte) is the source of this 2246-nucleotide messenger RNA. RefSeq names its product proteasome 26S subunit, non-ATPase 9 (gene PSMD9). Gene Ontology annotation, cellular component: cytoplasm; nucleus. Gene Ontology annotation, biological process: proteasome regulatory particle assembly. The coding region runs from base 120 to 809 and encodes 229 amino acids. The record is from RefSeq and is a predicted model, not a curated record. Gene Ontology annotation, molecular function: protein binding. The transcript is spliced from 6 exons. Lineage: Eukaryota; Metazoa; Chordata; Mammalia; Microbiotheria; Microbiotheriidae.